Alternaria burnsii is the source of this 516-nucleotide messenger RNA. RefSeq lists its product as uncharacterized. The transcript is spliced from 2 exons. The record is from RefSeq and is a predicted model, not a curated record. NCBI's taxonomy places the organism in Eukaryota, Fungi, Ascomycota, Dothideomycetes, Pleosporales, Pleosporaceae. The coding region runs from base 1 to 516 and encodes 171 amino acids.
AUGCUCACUAUUACUCUCCUCGUCCUCGCGUUGGCCGCCACCGGCCUUUCACAAGCACCAGAAGGUUACCGUGCGGUCUACAUAACAUCUGCGCAGGACACCAAAUUCGUCGUCGUACCCAAAUCGCGAACUGCAGGAGCAACCCUGGUAGUGCAAAGGACUACAUCUACUCCAGAGCAAUCAUGGUAUAUCAAGGCGCCCAACAACGCUACGUCCAUUCAACUCGCAUCCACCACUCUCUGCAUGGAUGCUGGGCCUAAGUCCGGUUGGAAAGACAUGGCUAACAUCUACCUCCGCGAAUGCGUAGCGGGAAGCGAACAGCAGACCUGGAACGCCAUGUCCGAUGGACGUAUUGCUCUCGUCGCUAGCAGCGGUACCCAGCAGUGUGUUGAUUUACAAUAUCUGAGGGCUACGCAGAACAACCCUGUCGGAUUGUACAACUGUGCAGGGUUGGGAAACACGGGAGCAGCGGAUAAGGGUAUCAACUGGCCAUUGAAGAAUGCUACUGUUGUGUAG